Messenger RNA from Tachyglossus aculeatus (Australian echidna), 1155 nucleotides. It is a transcript of the gene SLC35D1, whose product is annotated as solute carrier family 35 member D1. Lineage: Eukaryota; Metazoa; Chordata; Mammalia; Monotremata; Tachyglossidae. The record is from RefSeq and is a predicted model, not a curated record. Gene Ontology annotation, molecular function: antiporter activity; GDP-fucose transmembrane transporter activity. The transcript has 12 exons. Gene Ontology annotation, cellular component: Golgi apparatus. The coding region runs from base 47 to 1129 and encodes 360 amino acids.
CGCGCCGCCUCAGCCUCGCGCCGUCGCCUCAGGCCGAGCGGGAGCCAUGGCGGAAGUUCCUCGACGACGUCAGCAGGCCCGGGUUAAAGGAGAAGCCCCCGCCGGAGCGUCCCCUCCCAGACAUGAGGAGGAGGCCGCCGAGGGGAUGGCGGCGGCCGCGGCCGACCGGCUGACGGGCUGCCUCAAGCUGCUGGCCGCCGCCUUCUACGGCCUCAGCUCCUUCCUCAUCGUCGUCGUCAACAAGAGCGUGCUCACCGGCUACAGGUUUCCUUCCUCACUAUGUGUUGGACUUGGCCAGAUGUUGGCCACUGUGCUUGUUCUCUGGGUGGGAAAGGCCCUCAGGGUGGUAAAAUUUCCUGACUUUGACAGAAAUAUACCUCGAAAGACAUUUCCACUACCUCUCCUAUAUUUUGGGAACCAAAUCACAGGACUGUUCAGCACAAAGAAACUGAACUUGCCAAUGUUUACAGUUCUAAGAAGAUUCUCCAUUCUGUUUACAAUGUUUGCGGAAGGCUUUCUACUCAAGAAGACAUUUUCUUGGAGUAUCCAGAUGACUGUUUUUGCGAUGAUUAUUGGUGCAUUUGUAGCUGCCAGCUCAGACCUGGCAUUUGACCUGGAAGGGUACGUCUUCAUCCUGGUGAACGACGUCUUGACCGCGGCCAACGGGGCGUACGUCAAGCAGAAACUGGAUUCGAAGGAGCUGGGGAAAUACGGCCUGCUGUACUACAAUGCCCUGUUCAUGAUCCUGCCCACCCUGACCAUUGCGUAUUUCACAGGAGAUGCCCAAAAGGCGUGGGACUACGAUGGUUGGUCCGAUUCCCUGUUCCUCCUGCAGUUCAUCCUUUCCUGCGUGAUGGGAUUCAUCCUCAUGUACUCCACGGUCCUCUGCACCCAAUACAAUUCUGCUCUCACAACUACAAUAGUUGGCUGUAUUAAGAAUAUACUCGUCACCUACAUUGGGAUGGUCUUUGGCGGGGACUAUAUUUUCACGUGGACAAACUUCAUCGGGUUAAAUAUCAGCAUCGCCGGAAGCUUGGUGUAUUCCUACAUCACCUUUACGGAAGAGCAGCUGAGCAAGCAGUCGGAAGGGAGCGGCAAGCCGGACGUCAAAGGGAAAGGGGCCGUGUGACGGGCGGCUUCCCGGGCUGGCCUCGC